Molecule: messenger RNA, 1784 nt
Organism: Nothobranchius furzeri (turquoise killifish)
Lineage: Eukaryota; Metazoa; Chordata; Actinopteri; Cyprinodontiformes; Nothobranchiidae
Product: protein NDRG1
Biological process (GO): signal transduction
Cellular component (GO): cytoplasm
Source: RefSeq, a predicted model, not a curated record
UAAAUCCUAAAACAGAUCAGAGUCUGAGGAUAUAAAAACCAGCUCAAACAGAGUCUGUCACAUGCACACUGAACGCCUGUUUGACUGUUUGUAGGAGCAGUCAGUCCGCUCUAGAAGAAAAUUACACAUCUAUUUAUUAAUCAGUUCCUCUGAUCUGCAGCCAUGGUUCUGGAGGAGACUGACAACGACUCUGUCUUAGAGCCUCAGGUCACUGACGAGUAUGUGGAGACUCAGUUUGGGGACGUCCACUGCGUCAUGAUGGGGACGGUGAAAGCAAACCGUCCCGUUAUCCUGACUUUUCCAGAUGUCGGCCUGAACCACAAAUCCUGUUUCGAGACUCUGUUCAACCACGAAGACAUGCAUGAAAUCGUCAGACAUUUUGCCGUCUGUCACGUUGAGGCACCAGGACAACAGGAGGGAGCUAAAACUCUGCCUGCCGCGUAUCCCUAUCCUUCCAUGGAGCAGCUCUCUGAAGUUCUGCCUGGUGUUCUGAAACACUUUGGGUUGCGCAGUGUGAUCGGUCUGGGAGUCGGAGCUGGAGCGUACAUCCUUGCUAGAUUUGCUUUGAACUACCCUGACUUGGUGGACGGGGUGGUUCUGAUCAACAUUAACCCUAAUUCUGAAAGCCUGAUGGAUACUGUCACUAGUAAGAUAACUGACUGGACCUACACUCUCCCAGACAAAAUCCUUGCAAACCUGCUGGGAAAGGAGGAGCUCCAGACUAACCAGGACCUUGUAGCUACGUAUCGUCACUACAUCACUGCAACCAUGAACGAGGCCAACGUGAGUCAGUUCUUGCGCUCCUACAGCAACCGCAGUGCUCUGGAGGUGGAGAGGCCCGUUCCUGAAGGGAACAUCAACGUCAGGACUCUCAAGUGCUCGUCACUCUUGGUUGUUGGUGAUAACUCUCCAGCUGUGGAAGCUGUGGUUGACUGCAACUCAAAGCUCAAUCCCACAAAAACCACACUGCUUAAGAUGGCAGACUGUGGAGGGCUUCCUCAGGUGGAUCAGCCAGCCAAAGUGAUCGAAGCCCUCAAGUAUUUCAUCCAAGGCCUGGGAUAUUUGUCCAGUGCCAGUAUGACCAGGCUCCGCUCCCGAACAGCCUCCGGUUCCAGCACUGCGUCGUUCGAUGGCCCUCGGAGCCGUGCACACACCGACGAGCUGCAGCGUGGCCGGAUACACUCGCACGGUGCUGAGGAGAAGCGUGGGCGUGCACGCACUGACAUCUCCAUGGAGAGUGUUUCCACCGUGAACCAGAGCGUCUCAAAGUCCACUGAGGUGGCCUGUUAGAGCGCAGACAGCUCUCAGACUGAUGCACUAAACUCAAACAAUACCUCAUUAAAUCUCCUCACCUCUGUCAUGCACUCGUUAUGUCCUUUUCAACCCAUCUUUUAACGCUUCAGUCACAUUCUUUUUAUCAUAUCUGCCACAUGUGGAAUUCGGUCAUCCUUUCAUCAUUAUUUUGGUUUCUUCUAAUUUUCAUCUUUGAUCCUCUCUUUCUUUGAACUUUAAAGCCUCAGAUGUAGGCUUUAUCAUUCUUUUAGGUAUAAACUCACAUAAAGCUGUAAUAGUUGUUUACAUUUAGUGUCACGCGUAGAGUAAAACCACAGGAAUGUGAUUGUUGUACAGACAUGACAGUGUGGGAUAGCCUCUUCGUUUCAGAUGCAGCUGUUACUUCUUCCAAAAAGCACUUUAACUAUCUUUUGUAUUAAGAAUACUUUUCAUGAUCUUCUCUUCAUGACAGCUGUAAGAUCCAUUAAAGAAAUAAAACUCUGUUGCUCUCA